Messenger RNA from Papilio polytes (common Mormon), 2165 nucleotides. RefSeq lists its product as uncharacterized. Bases 90 to 1850 code for a protein of 586 amino acids. Gene Ontology annotation, molecular function: 2-oxoglutarate-dependent dioxygenase activity; protein binding. The record is from RefSeq and is a predicted model, not a curated record. Lineage: Eukaryota; Metazoa; Arthropoda; Insecta; Lepidoptera; Papilionidae. The transcript has 10 exons.
UUCAAAUUUAUUUAAUCAAUAAUCAAUCGCAAAAACACCAACAAGACACCAUUGAAUAGAAAGUUUUAGUAUUCCAUUUAUUUUUGAGAAUGAAUAAGGCAAAUAACUUAAAAGAUUUCAAAGAAAAUGAAGAAUUAUUGCGCAAAGAAGCAAAAAAGUUAAGAAUAAUGAAGAAGAGUGACUUAAACAAAAGGGAAACACACCUGUUUAUGUUUGAAAAAAAUCUCACAACAAUUCCUAAAACUAGGCAUCCCACACAUGUGAUAUACGCAUACUAUCACAAUAAUUACUUAUACAAAAUUGAGAACCUGAAUGAAAUGUACAAUUUGACGCAUCUACAUUUACAAUGGAAUAGAAUAUCUAAAAUCGAGGGUUUGGACAAACUAACAAAACUGAAGAAGCUGUACCUUGGCAGUAAUUGUAUCUGCGUUGUUGAAAAUAUGACGGGUUUAAAAUAUUUAGAAGAAUUUCAUAUUGAAAAGCAAAAUUCAGACGGACCGGACGCGUUAUGCUUUGAUCCAAGAACUAUGCUGGCUAUUGGUACCACGUUGAAGAUUUUAAACGUCUCAGAAAAUAAGCUAACGGAUAUGGCGUGGGUAAAGCCGUUACGAUGUCUGGAAGUUUUAAAUGCAUCGAAAAACAGACUCGAAGAUGUUCAGGCAACUGCGGACGAUCUUUGCACCCUAAUUUGUUUGGUUGACGCAAACUUUACUGGUAACCCCAUGACAAAGAAACAUAGAUAUAAAGAACUGAUUAUUGCACGAUGUGCCCAAUUACGCAUUCUCGACACCGUAGCGAUCCACUCUACAUCAAAAACUUUCCUACGAAGCUUUGACAAAGCUGUGCGAUUACGUCAAAUGAACUUUCGGAACAAGAUAGAUAUGUCCAAACAAGGCGUGGAAGAUUUCUUUGAUCUCAAUAUGAUGAGAGGUUCUACGCAAAGUGCUAUUACUAUGGGAGAACAACCAAAAGGACAUCCUAGACUUACAAUUAUUGAUUCAACCUACGGCUUUAUGCCUCGACCGUUGUUACGGGCUCAGCCAAUACCGCGCGAGAGUUUCGUACCUCAAAACUUCAGUAAUAAGAAAGUACCGGUAGCAAUGACACCAAAUGGCUUAGCCGAUGGAAUAACAAAGGAUCACAAUGGUGUAGAAUAUUUUGUGACGCCAUAUGAAGUGGACAUGCCUAUGGGAGAAUUCCUGGAUAUGCUGGAAAAUAAAAGUGAAAACAUAAUACCAUAUAUUCAACGUCAGAAUUCCAAUUUGACAGAAGACUUUCCAGAAUUAAUACAAGAUGUGGUUCCUGACAUAGACUUUGCUACAGAAGCAUUCAAUAAAAAACCUGACGCUGUUAAUUUUUGGAUGGGGGAUGAGAGAGCUGUCACUUCUAUGCACAAAGAUCCAUACGAGAACAUUUACUGUGUGAUCGAUGGAUACAAAGACUUCAUACUAAUUCCUCCCACGGAUUUACCCUAUGUACCAUACAAACAAUACCCACAAGCUGAAUUCAAAAGAAUGGAUAAUAAAUGGCACAUACAACCACUUAUCUUAAAAGAUUCUGACAUCAAAGAGAGUAAAGAGGAGUUAAGUAUAGACAAAUCGGAUCAAACAAUACCAUGGAUAUGUAUUGAUCCUUUAAAUCCGGACUUAUCAAGGUACCCGAGGUUCGGUAAGGCUCAUUUAUACAGGGUGCGUGUGCGCAAGGGUGACUGCCUGUAUCUCCCCAGCCUGUGGUACCACCACGUGGCGCAGAGCCACGGCUGCCUCGCCGUCAAUUACUGGUACGACAUGGAGUUCGAUCUUAAAUAUUGUUAUUAUAAAAUGCUAGAAGCAUUAUGUAGUAAAUACUAAGUUUCUUAAUCAAAUUUUGAAUGCAAAAAAAAAUAAAAUAAAGCGUAGAUGUAGUGAAUAUAUCUUUAAACUGUCGUGGUUUUUACAAAUAUAAUGUUCGUAAGAUACGGGUUUCUUAGAACGAUUGGAUAUUUUUAUCUUUUGGAUUAUUUCGUAAGAACGAACAUUAUAAAAUGAAACUGUAAUUUUUUGUAAUUCCAUUGUAAAUAAUGCCUGGUAAAGUGCGGUUAUUUAAUUUAUAAGUUUCUUUUUGUAUUUCGCGAUUUGUAAAUAUGUAUAAAAAACAAUAAAUGAGCUAUUUGUACGGCACUUGUU